Molecule: messenger RNA, 1593 nt
Organism: Aspergillus udagawae
Lineage: Eukaryota; Fungi; Ascomycota; Eurotiomycetes; Eurotiales; Aspergillaceae
Product: Zn(II)2Cys6 transcription factor
Exons: 1
Coding region: 1-1593 (530 amino acids)
Biological process (GO): aflatoxin biosynthetic process; regulation of DNA-templated transcription
Cellular component (GO): nucleus
Molecular function (GO): zinc ion binding; DNA binding; DNA-binding transcription factor activity, RNA polymerase II-specific
Source: RefSeq, a predicted model, not a curated record
AUGCCCACCCUAGACGCCAGUGAGCCCGAGGCCGACCGCAGAGCGUCGCCGGCCCACGCGCCGCCCGUCGUCCGUCGCAGCGCCCUGGGCUGCACCAAACUGCGAGACAGCUGCCACAACUGUGCCACCUCCAAGAUCAAAUGUCCGAAAGAAAAGCCCUCGUGCUCCAAGUGCGAAGCUCGAGGCAUCGAGUGCCAGUACUUCUUUGCCAGGCGCCCGGGACGUCGACGCGAGGACGGCUCCGGGCACCCGACUAGCUGUACCAGCAACAACCGCAACAGUAACAGCAGCAGCAGCAGCAGCAACAGCAGCAGCGGCAACUCCUCCUCCUCCUCCUCAUCCUCAUCCUCCCCGUCGAAUCCAAAGUCCAUUCCAGACAAGGACACUCACAGCGCCCUCUCCCUGGCUGGUGACAAAAUCGAGGUCGUCGGGCUUUCCCCCCAAGAUGGAUACGCGGCGAACGGGACAGCCCCCUCCACCAAUUCAACUGCGAGCAACGGCUUCCUCAAUACACCGGAGAGCUUGAUGAUAGAAGCGACGCUGACGACCGAUAAUGUUCUGGGCAAAUAUUCAUCGGACUUCUCUUCCGUGCUGGCGGACUCGACUAUGUUUCAUUCGCUUUCUGAUUUUGACCCCGACCCCAACGACAUGGACUUCAGCAUGACGGAUUACUUUGAACAUCCCUCCAUCGACGGCGACGGUGCCUCCCGUAGUUUGAAUGAUAUCGGAUCGCUUCUCAUACCGGACACCACCAGUUUUGGCCUGGCCGCGUUGGAGUCUCACGACCCUCUGAGUGCUUCGUUCGCGGUGUCGUCUUGGGCACCCUCGCUUGCCUCAAGCGUUCCCACGUCGUCCACUACAGACCCUAAUACGAUGAUGAUGAUGCGCGCGCCCACCCCCGACAUAUCCUGUGACUGUGAGGCCCAGGCUCUCGAUCUGUUAAAGACGCUGUCGUCGGCUCAGUCGUCCCCCACCUCCUCGAUUUCCGGCGCGGCUCUGGCGCUCUCGUCAAGCAUGACCGCUAUGGGCUCUGCGCAGGCUGUAUUGAUAGAGAAUAAGCGACACAUUGAGACAGUAAGCAGCCUGCUCUCAUGCUCUUCGUGCACGGAGGACGCCUUCUGGCUUGUAAUCGUUUCCAUGAUCGUGCUCAAGAUCCUGGAGCGCUACGCCUCUGCGGCACGGAUCCAGGUCUUCGGCUCAAGGGCAAGCAGCGUGGAGAAUGACAUGGGACCGAGGUCAGCAAACAGCAUGAUCUCAAGCAGCAAGGACCAGAUGAGGGCGCUGAGCCGCACAUACACCAUGCCCCGGGAUGACAGCGCCAGUGGUUACGCCCCCGCUCGGCUGGUCCUCGGCGAACUGCACCGGGUGCAACGAUUAGUGAAUCGGCUGUCGCCAAAGCUAAGAGGACGUAGGGAAGGCGAUGCUCGAGGCAUGGAGCACGCAAUUUGGGGCCGUCUCCAGGUAGCAAAUGAAAAUGACAAAACGCAAUCCACCCCGUUUUCUUCGAAUACGUUGGCUCAGAUGGAGAGCGAUAUGCGGAACAGCCUCAGUUCCUUGUCUGCGGAUAUCAUCAACAGACUUCGACAGAAUUAG